AGCGCCGACCAAUCGGGGAGAAGACGCCGCUAACUUCCUGCUUCGAGUCCGCGAGCCCUUAGAAUAAUGCUGGGAAUAAAAAUAAACGGCCAGCCGCCGUCUGUAACGCGCGGAAUAUAUGAAGACUCGCUCCACGGUCAUUAAACUACAGAGUAGGGCCCGUGAUGUCGGGGGCGCAGCUGUGGGCGGUGGACGUGUACGGGCGGGGGUUCAGCCUGUGGGCCCCCGGGGGCCGCUGGAGGCGCUCCGCCGAUCUCCUGCUGGAGCUGAAGCGGGUGACAGGCUCUCGCCGCUGCUGCUGGGGCGUCGGGUGCGACCAUCAGGUGUAUCUCCACGUCUAUCCCGCUCGAGUGCCUAUACGCCGGCAGGAGGAGACCUACGAGAACCAGGCGCGUGGGAAACCUUUCGGUUCAUCAAACCUUCGAGGUGGAACCCAGUGGAUGGGUACACAGACGCUCUCCUCCCGACGGACCGCUGGCAGUGGACGGACGAGUCGGGCUUGAACCCACAGCCUCUUCACAGCUUCGUGCUGCCGUCUGCUAACUGGGAGUGGGAGGGAGACUGGUACGUGGACGACGAAAGCUGUGGGAGAGAAUCCAGGGAGACAGGGGGGUGGGAGUAUGCAGUGGACUUCCCCGCCACCUUCACUAAAGAGAAGAAGUGGAACUCGUGCGUCCGUCGCAGGCGAUGGCUGCGCUACAGGAGAUAUAAAGCACUGGGAUCCUGGGCCAAGGUGCCUCUGGACAAAGCCAGACCUCCACCGGAGCCCUUCACCGACAUCAGCUGCGGAGGCUGGGACGUGAGGGACAGUCCUGAGAAACACAUUCACCUGUGGGCCGUGUCCCAGCAAGGGAAGCUGUGGUUUCGCGCAGGCAUCACACAGCAGAACCCGGAGGGGACCCGCUGGGAACCCAUCCAGGUGCCCCGAGAGGCGGCGCAGGUCAGCGCCGGGCCCAAAGACCUGCUGUGGGUCAUUCUCUGGGAUGGACAACUGCUGGCCAGAACGGGCAUCGGUAAAGACUGCCCUAAAGGCUCAUCUUGGGAGCCAGUGCAGCCUCCCAAUCAGAAAGGAGCUGUCCAUGUUGCGGUGGGAGUCAACGUCGUUUGGGCCAUCACUAAAGACAACAAAGUCUGGUUCAGGAGGGGCGUGAAUUCCCACAAUCCCACUGGCUCAGGCUGGAUCAGUAUCGGUGGAGAGAUGGUGAUGCUUAGCGUGGGGCCCAAUGACCAGGUAUGGGGGGUUGGCAGUGAUGACCGGACUGUGUAUUUUCGUCAUGGCGUGACAGGCACAGAGGUCACGGGCAGGUCAUGGGUGGCAGUGUCAGCUCAGCUUGAUGGCAGCGAAAGCACAAAUCAUUCCAGUGUUGUGAACGACGCCAGUGUCUUCGCCGGUGAGCUCACGGCGCCUUCCCAGGGUUCAGUUCUGGGCUGCGACGACACGGACGUACCAGAGCCACGCGUCCCCAAGAUCACGAGCGACAGCUUCAUCUCAGCGCUGGUGUCUGAUCGCUCCUCCCCGGCGCACGACCCGGCCUCCGAGGGUCACCCCAGCGUAUCCGAGGACAACCUGGUGACGAGUCAAGAGUCGGACCCCUCCAUCCUGAGCCCCAGCAGCCCGUCCGGCGGCAGCGAGACUCCGUGGAGCAAUGUUGACCUGGAGGAGAUGAAGGGCUCGCUUCCCAGCAGCACCCGGAGCUCCGUGGCCACGUACCCCUUUGAGCUGCAGCACAGCACCGUCGUGCAGGAGGAAGUGCCGCCCUGGGCCUGGGUCGCCGGUGGAGGAUGUGACAUCACUUCCGGCUCACAUGUCCACUUGUUUAACGUCUCAGAUCCCGGGCCUCUCUCUCCAUCCAUCACACCUGCCCUCAGCGCUCAGACAAGAGCAGCCCAGCAAGAGAGAGACGCCUCUGUAGAGAAGUCUGUCCGUGUGACCAGGGGUCGUAUGUGCUGGUGGAGGGACUGGACCCCUCACCAGUGGGAGGAUGUCAGCGUGACGCUGGAGCAGGUCACCGGUGCUGGAGCUCAGACAGGAGACAUCCUUUACCUCUACUACACUCACGACCAGGAGAAGAAGUAUCUGUAUGCUGUGAUAAAGGAGGUGACGGCCCUGGUGCCCAUGUUCAGGGACUCUCUGUACACUGUGGCCGUUUACACUCCAGACAGAACCAAACAGAGACAGCCCAUUCUACUGGCUACUUCCUCUCAACAAGACUUCAGCGCCUGGCUGUCUCUGUUGAACGAGUCGUGCUGCGCGUCCAGGGCUCUCGGGGAGCAUCCGUCCAAGCAGGCCCUGUGGGCCGUGACGUGUCAAGGAGACGUCAUGGUGCACGAGCCGUCCCCCGGUCUGGAAGCCCCAGCGCAGCACGUCCCCUGUGAGCACAUGUUCUGGCGCCAGGUUCCUGCUCAUCUGCUGUGUGUGGAGUCUAACAGUCUGGGUGUUGUGUGGGGCAUCGCUCACGAUCACACCGCCUGGGUCUACACGCCGGCUCGGGGAAGCGAAAGCCCCGAGCGAGCAGUGAGCGAUGUUCGGAGCGUGCUCAUCUACGAGAACCAGCGCUGGAACCCCAUGACGGGAUACACAGACAAGGGUCUCCCCACAGACCGCUACAUGUGGAGCGACGCGUCGGGCCAGAGAGAGUGCACCAAAGACAACACCGGCCCUCCGUCGCCGCAGUGGACAUGGGUUUCUGAUUGGGCCGUCGACCACAGCGUCCCGGGAGGCACGGAUAAAGAGGGCUGGCAGUACGCUGCAGAUUUCCCAGUGUAUGUUCAACCUACACAUAGAACAGCAGCUAGAUAUUUGGGUCUCGAUGUAAUUGGCGAUUCAUGCGCUUUCAGGACGUUUCACGGUCAUAAGACGAUGAAGGACUUCGUGCGCCGCAGGCGGUGGGCUAGGAAGUGCAUGAUCAGUCUCACCGGGCCGUGGCUGAAGGUUCCUCCGAUCGCCCUGACGGACGUCACCGUCCUGCCGUGUCUGGCCCAGUGCAGCCUGGAGCAGGUUCCCGUGUGGGCCAUUAGCGAGAAGGGAGACGUUCUGUGCCGCCUGGGAGUCACCGCCAGCAACCCGGCCGGUAAUUCCUGGCUCCACGUGGGCACAGACCAGCCCUUCAAGUCCAUUUGCAUAGGAGGAGGUCACCAGGUGUGGGCCAUCGCUAGGGACGGAGCAGUCUUCUACCGGGGAUCAGUGUCUGCCCACAAUCCUGCUGGUGAGUGCUGGUAUCACAUACCAUCUCCCCCGAAGCAGACGCUCAGACAGGUGUCCGUGGGCAGGACCUCCGUUUAUGCCGUGGAUGAAAACAGUAAUCUGUGGUACAGACAGGGUUUGACACCCAGCUAUCCUCAGGGCUCUGCGUGGGAACUCAUCUCCAGUAAUGUGUGUAAGGUGUCUGUCGGACCACUGGACCAGGUUUGGAUAAUCGCUGAUAAAGUGUCAGGUUAUCCAUCAGAGAGCUCGGGAACAGUGUGCCACAGACUAGGAGUGAAGCCCAUGCAGCCCAAAGGCCUGAGCUGGGACUUUGGCAUUGGGGGUGGAUGGGAGCACCUGUGUGUGAGAGGGAACUCUACGGAGGCCCAGCGCGUGGCACCUCGCAGUCCAAUGCCCAGCCGCACACAGAGUCAGGUGAACGGGAAUGUUGUGGGCUGCUAGAUACACUGCCCACCUACCAUCAUCAUCGUCAUCAUCAUCAUCUCCACCUUCAUCAUGCUUGGCUGCACGACCCUUCUUGUCUGUGUCCUGUGCCGGUCCGCCCAAACGUGACUUUCAUUUUGAUUCCACUUGCCUGAGCAACAAACACCACGUUUGAUUACUGUACGUGUAUGAUUUGACUCCAGUUUGAAGCAUGUUAUGUUUUCUUGUUGAUGUAUUUGUUUGUGUAACGAGAAGACCGUUUUACGUUAUCGGUUCGAUUGUAUUAUUUGAAGAUUAUUUUAUUUCAGUCCGUUUGCUUCGUCUUCCCUACUGUGAUCUAUCCAUUGACGUGCUGGGGUUUUUUUUUUCCCAAUAAAGAUCUGUUAAAAACA
Messenger RNA from Puntigrus tetrazona (Sumatra barb), 4020 nucleotides. It is a transcript of the gene tecpr1b, whose product is annotated as tectonin beta-propeller repeat containing 1b. Gene Ontology annotation, cellular component: membrane. NCBI's taxonomy places the organism in Eukaryota, Metazoa, Chordata, Actinopteri, Cypriniformes, Cyprinidae. The record is from RefSeq and is a predicted model, not a curated record. Bases 119 to 3646 code for a protein of 1175 amino acids. The transcript has 24 exons.